AUACGGUCCGUCGGCGGCGCGGCCGGUUAGCGAAGCCACGCGGCACAAGCCUCAAACUCCGAUAUAUCUCGCGACUAUUGUGAAUUAAUUAAUCUCUUUAGCCAGUGUCCAAGUGUUUGCGGCAGCGAAAGCGGUCAAGUGUCCAACGUUCCGGUACAGUGUGUAGGUGUGUUCCCCGUUAGGUGUUGUAAUGGUAAUAAGUGGUGAAGUGUCGAAACUCGUCUGAUGACGAGCCUGGUGCGGUUAACGUGUUCAUGCGGCUGCAAAAAACGGGCACACGUUCUUCUUAUGUAAGCCUGAAUCGGCAAAUAAAAAAAUGCCGGCGCUCCGGCUGCUGGGGCGCAAAUGGCUGGCCGCCUCUGAUGACCUCGUAUUUCCGAGCAUAUUCGAGCUACUCUUUAGAUUCGUCUGGCUGGUGCUAAUAGCUCUGGUGGUGGAGGUGCUGUACCCGGUGACAUGGCAGUGCCAGUCGGAGGGGUGGAGGGGCGGGUCGUUCGUGCGGCUGUACCUGUGCGGCACGUUGGCGUUGCAGGCCGCGCUGAUGCUGCUGCUAGCGGCGCUGGCACAGCAGUCCGCGCGUGGCACCAUCACAGAUGUAGACCAGAGGCGGCUGGUGUCGCCGCUGCUGUUGAUCAAGGUGCUGCUGGUAGUACCAGAAAUAGUCUUGAACGUGAUGGGUACCAUGUGGAUGUUCUGCGAGGUUGUGGAGUGCUACGUGGAAGACAAAUUCUCCAGCAUCGUGAUACAGAGCAUAGUCCUAUUCAACUGGGUGCAGCUUGGACUGACCGUGUUUGGGUUGUUCAUGGUUUUCGACCCCCUGGGUUCAGUGCGGUACGGCGAUCUCCAGGACACACCCAACCAAGUCCGGCACCACAAGAAGGUCACGGGUCUUUGGUCAAGGCGGUUUCGGUGGGCGUUCUGUUGGUUGAAAAGGGAUGAACACGGGAAGGAAGCGUUCCAGCAAGUUGCAGCAUUAUUAAGCGCCUUGUUCCGGUCGACUGAUCUCGUCCCAUCCGACGUGGUGGCGGGCUGCGUUCUUCUUAGAGUGAGACAGAAAAGGGAAACCAGAGAGAUGAGGCGUAUCCAAAUGCUUAACGACGAAGAACCUAUAUACACGACAGAUGUGAACAAAGUGUUCUCCGAAACGCCCCCUUGGAUGAAUCUAGAGGACGCGCUGCAUUAUCUGAGGCUUUCGAUAGCGGCGUACGGGUGGCCUUAUGUGCUUUACAGGCAUUGUUUUACUGGUUUCUGCAAGUUGGCUCGACAUUUGACAUGCUGCUGUUGUCGCCCAAAGAACUCCAUCGUUACCGACGACAACUGUUGUAUGUGCAACUUCGCCGGCGUCAAGUACAUGUCCAAACUGUCCGCUGACGACAUAAUCUUCGCAUCUUUCAACAACCACGUCUUUGAGUUACCGUUCUGCGUGAUCGCAGAUCACGAGCGCGAGAGCAUCGUGGUAGCGGUACGUGGAUCUAUAUCCCUCCGUGACAUCUUUACUGACUUCACGGCGGGCUCCGAGAAAUUCGAGGCCGAUGGUUUACCACAAGAUACCGCAGCCCACAAGGGAAUGUCAAUGGGAGCAGCAAAAAUGUUAAAGCGCCUGUUACCAGUCCUAGACCGUGCCUUUCAGCAGUUUCCACAUUACGAUCUAGUAUUAACAGGUCACAGUUUGGGAGCCGGAGUAGCUGUAUUAGUUGCGCUAAAGUUGAGACCAAGGUAUCCACAUCUCAAAGUGUUUGCCUUUUCAACACCAGCGGGCCUCAUAAGCCGGGAAGCAGCCCGGUACACUGAGAGCUUCGUGCUUACUGUGGGAGUAGGGGAUGACCUCGUCAUGAGGCUCAGCGUGCACAGUAUAGAAAACCUGCGCACCAAAGUCAUCCAAACCAUACACGCCACUAAAUUACCAAAGUACCGUAUAAUGCUGAACGGUUUCGGGUACGCGCUGUUUGGCGUGCCGGCUCGCGACCUGGAGUCGACGUGGCGGCGGCCAGAAGAGCUGGAAGCGAGCCGCGCCGACGACGCCGCGGACGCGCUGCUCGGGCAGGGCGUCUCCACCGUGAGUGCUGAAGCGGCGCUAGUGUCGCGGAAUGUGUUCGUUCGACGAUUCUCAUCGGCGCGCCUUUUCACAGCGGGCCGAAUACUGCACAUAGUGCGACGCAAGCGCAUGGGCAUAGAAAAAAAAGUGCGCACACAUGAACCAACUUACGAGCUAAGGUGGGCUUGUCCCGAGGACUUCAUGGAGCUGCAGGUGAUGCCUCGAAUGCUUCUCGACCACUUGCCUGAGAACGUAACCAGCACUAUCCAGACAAUCAUAGAAGAGCGGCACACGUACAGAGUCACGCAAGUGGUAUAGAAAAGCAUGAAACAACCGUAAAUAUGGUUCAAUGGUUCACAAAAAAGGACGAAGAAAAUAUAGCUGCUAAAACUUGAAAAGUGCAGUGAAUAAUCUUAUAAUUAACAAGAAAUGAAGUGUUACUUUGAUACGCAAUAUACAGUGAUAUUUUAUUUUGUUACAAAUGAUAUACGAAUGGGAUAAUUGUGAUGAAGGGGAUAUGAUAAUGAUCGUUAUAAAUGAUCGACGCCUUACCAGAGCAGUGUUUAUAGCACAUGACAGAUGGAUGGACGGACGCAGAAGUUACUUAAAAAGAUAGCUUUCUGGUUGUUUACGUAGCACACAUUACAAUAUGACAUUAUGAUUUAGUCGCCGACAGUAUUUUAACACAGUAUAUGAAAACUACUAUUGUAAUAGAUAUAAAAUAUCCAUACGAAUGUGACCAAGAACUAAAGUGUACUAAAUAAAUAAAUUAAAAGUUAAGAACUUCUUGUUAAACUACCUAAAACACCAAUAAGUAUGGUAAUAGUCGGACUUUUAGUAAAUAAAUAUACAUGAUAAAACGAACAGGUACAAAAGGAAUCACAGUGACAUUUUAAUUUUUUUUACAUGUUAUUUAUUUUGUGUUUGGGAGUAGGACUCAAAUUUUUAAGCAAAUUGAACAGAUAUAUUAAAUGAAAAGAUGCAUAAUAAAAGUUGCACACAAUUGGAAGACAAAAUACAAGUAGACUUUACCUGUGCUAUUAAUUAAAAAGUUGAACAUUCAUUCUGGCUUUAGUCACUUUUUUGUACGUCGUAGAACUCUAAUUUUAAAAUACAUAGAUCUGAUAUUAAAAAUGUAAGAAAUAAUCUUAUUAAUAAUAAGAACUUUGUCACGGUGUCUAUCCUACAUUACGAUCGAAGAAGUAGAAAGUUUUAAUAAAUUUAAUGGACUACAAUUAAUAAAUCAAUCAAUUAAUUAUUAAAUUUGUAAAAUUAUGCUUAGGUACGAAAUAAGAAAAUUUUGAAGAGAUUUUCAAAAAUGACUUUUCAGAAAAUUAUAGAUAUUUCAAACCUAUUCAUCAAAAUAAAGUAUAAAAUGUAAUAAGAUUAAUAUGUCACAAAAGAAAAUAGAGUUGAAUCGUCACAACAUAAUGGAAUAACGAAUCUCUACACAUGUUUCAAUAUUCUACUUAAAAGAUGCUAAUCUAUGUAAUCGAUUUCGCGAUCAGAUAUUCGACAAGUUAUUCAAUUAUUCAAUACUUACAGUUCUGAUAUAAACAGAUAUGGACCAACCAUUAAAGUACACUAUUUUCCUUAUAUUUCAUUAUAUUGAAAUAAUCAGGAAUCUCAAACUACGACUUUUGACACUAUUGUAUUAUAAUAAUUUAAAAAAAUCUACAAAUUGUAUUGAUGAAAUCAGUGUCAAAUUAUUCUGUAAUAUUAGUUUAAGUAAUGUGAGAAGACUGUGAUGAUGUUAAAGUAUGAAUAAUAUGAAAAUAUUGUUAAUUCAAGUGAAAAUGUAUAUGGAUAGUUGAAUGUGUUGUCUUUAAACGAGUUUAUAAUAAUGUUAGCAGUUGUAUAUAAUAAAAUAUAUAUUUUAAUUAGGAAUAAGAUCUUCGUUGCUUUCGUUUCUGAGAAACCAAGGGGAGGUAAUUACCUCGUCCAAGUGUAUUCACAUAUCAAAUUUAAUCUUCUCCUUCUUAUUGUUUCUAAAUAGAUGCUUCUUAGAAGUAAAAAAUAAUUCGUAAUUAAUUUGCUCAAUUUGAGAAGCAAUUUUAUUUGGUCUGAUAAUAAUAGCACGUGUAGUUAACAGUGCGCGAUAGGUGAAACAGAGAAUUCAAACGUUUCCUUCGUAAGUAAUCAUUAAAAUAUGAACGAAGACUAAAGGAUAUACCAUUAAGUACAAUAAUUAGCGUUACCGGGGUCAAUUACAUUAAGGAAACCGUUUAGCUUUGUGGUAUAUUACGUUCAUUUGUUUUUGUCCUUUUAGGAGCAAUUGAAUUGAACUACGAGUACGUACUUACCUACUGUUCAUUUUUUAUAGUAGCUCCUUAUUCAAAUCAAUUAACAAACUUAAAUAACGAUAUAAAAUAAUAAUGAUUAUGCUUUAUCUGAAACAAAUUUGAAAAUAAUUUACAUACAAAUAGGUACGUAGUGUUUAACUAACUACAAAUAAAUUAAAAAUCCUAGGAACAAAAUGAACUAGGUAGGCUACUAUUUAAAUCUCUGUAAACAUCUUGUAUUGGUUUAAUGCACCUCAUCAGACACAAUCGCAGAAGUGUGCUUUGCUAAUUAUUAGUGAUAUAGGUAUAAAGAAGUUGGGCCGUCUAUUUCAUUGUACGUAGGUACAGUCAAUAACCGAUCAAGUUAUCCAAAAGUGUCAUGUCUCGUCAUGUCUCUAUUGACUCUUAACUUUAUAUUUCUAAAUUAACAACCGACGUGUUGACAAAAUGUCAACUGUACAUCAAUAUUACUUUAAAGUAAUUAUUACAAUUAUUAGAUAACAUAGAUAAGGUCAUAAUACUGUACAAGACCUAUGAUUAAGUUCAAAAUAGGCUUUUAUGUCUUACUUAAUACUACAUUUAUAGAAAAAGAAAGCUAAAACUAUAUAGAUUAAGAAAUAGUUAAUCCCAUUUCUUGUACUGUAUAGUAUACACAUUUUUUUUAUUAAAACAACACAAUGCAUAGUAUAUAGAAGAAAUGCUUUUCAAAUCUUUGUAAUUAAAAAUCAAUUGUAUAAAAAAUUUGUUGUAAACACACGUAUGACAGAUUUGGAUUGAUUGUUGUAAUUUUGAGGACAAGGUUUGCAUAAAAAAAAUGUAGGAUAUCCACAGUUUCUCAUUUUCUUAUUUUAAUUUGCUUGCUUUUAUAUUUAUUACCUUUAUAUAAUCAUUUUCGUUUAAAAUUAUUUUGUGUUAAUUUAAACCCAAAAGAUGUGUUUAAUACAUUUGAAAGUGGAAUUACAGUGUCAACCGUAUGAUCCGUAUGUGAUUUUUUUAUUUUGUAUUGUUAAUAAAAUCAUACCAAUAUUUGUAAUAAAUACCCAAAUUUUAAUAGUAUUAAUGUACCAAAAAUAUAAAAAGCUGUGCGGUGUUGUUUUAAUAAACAAAAUAUAAACAAACUUAGGGGAACAAUCUCAAUGUGACUUCACUGUUUACCUUGCAAUCUGUUUCUAAAUAAUGUAUUGAAUUUGUACGAGACAAAAACAAAGCAUUUAACUUCGAAUAAUUUACAUUCCAUUUUAUAAUCUUAAGCCUAAGCCCUCAGUCCUAGAAUGGUAUGUUUGUUCUCAAUAUUGUAGUGCCUUGGACAGCUGUCAAACGAUAGAUUUACACUUAGCCAUAAUAAUGUUUACAUAUAACUCAAUCAGGCAGCGAUAUUCGUAAUGCAAACGUAUCUCUUAUCAUGUCAUAAUUCUUUUAAGUCAUCAAUAAAAUUCUUUUUAACAGCAUCUUAUAUGCCGUUUAUUAUGACAUCAAUAGCGCCCAUACAUGCCUUUCUACGCAUUUUCUUUCAGGAAAAUAUUUUCUAUUGUUCCUGUAACAUUCUCGAUUUACCUACUUAGCAAAUAACUUAAACUACACGCAAAGCUACAUAAAACUGUGUGUUUAUUUGAUACUCACUGUAUGGAUAACAGUUGGCAUAGUGUAAAUCUGCCGAUCGUUAACAAGUCUAAUUGUCCAGAGUCAAACGAGUGAGGCGCAAAAUUAUGUACCUAAUUCAAGCAUAGUUCAUAUCUACUUAUGAUAAAUAAAAAAAUAUGAUUUUAAUCCUAUGCAAAUGCAAACUGAUUAAAUGUUAUUUUAUCUACUGACAAAUCUCUUCGGUAUUAAGAAGUCGUUAAAGAUAAGUGAUGUUGCUUUUUAUACCUACAUCAUUUUUUAUAAAAUGAACAAACUAUUGUAAUUUUUAAUAAUCUUUGCUUUUUGUAUUAUAUUUGAUAUUUUUUUUACAUUUCAUGACAAUAUUAAUUUACGUAUUUGAGGGACGCUUAAACCGGUUCGAAAUUAUGUUCUACUAGAAACUAGAUUAUAAUUAUAUAGGUAUUGAUAGGUAUCGGGUCUUUCAAGGGUUGGUCUUCGGUCAAAACUCGAUCGGAGUUUUCAGUACUCUCUGUAUGUUGAUGUAUGUUCAAGUAUUAAGAAGGACUGAGGUUCUUGUCACUGUACCCUAAAUUAGGGCUUUGUAAUCUCUCUCACUUUACUUAUUAGGGUUUUCAACCAAUGUCUUCGGUUUGUGUUAAUUUAUAUUAAACUCUAUUUUUAAGU
Chilo suppressalis (striped riceborer) is the source of this 6582-nucleotide messenger RNA. The record is from the annotation of a GenBank genome assembly. NCBI's taxonomy places the organism in Eukaryota, Metazoa, Arthropoda, Insecta, Lepidoptera, Crambidae.